Messenger RNA from Glycine soja, 1391 nucleotides. RefSeq lists its product as uncharacterized. Gene Ontology annotation, cellular component: chloroplast. The transcript is spliced from 4 exons. The record is from RefSeq and is a predicted model, not a curated record. Bases 254 to 1144 code for a protein of 296 amino acids. Lineage: Eukaryota; Viridiplantae; Streptophyta; Magnoliopsida; Fabales; Fabaceae.
AUACUGGGUGCAGGAAGAAAUAUGCUGGUGCAGGAAGAAAAUCCCUCUGUUUCAUCCUAACAACACCGUUCCCUCCUAUCUUCACUCCCUGACCAUCACCGCAACCCACACCAUAUCCCCUUCGCCUGCGUCAUUUCCGCCUCUGUGGCAUCUUCAUAUUUCAAAACUUUUGCGAAAUUUCUCUCUUCUUCAUCUUGCUCUUACAUUCUGGGUAAUGUUUGAAACUUGGGGGUAGCUAAGCUGUUUGACAAAAAUGAAUAUUGCACAAGUUACAGCAUGGCAGCCUGGGAUUUGUGUGAAAAAUAUAUCUCAGUUACACAGGCUUCAAUCAAAACCAUGUGUUUUACCAAAUAGUUUUGGUCCUUGCUUACAAAGCUUAAGAGCAACACAAUCGGUUAGCUCAAAAUGUUGGCCCAGUUUACAAUCUCGGAAACCUCUUCAUAUUUGCUUAGCCCGUGGAAAAGGGAUGAUGGGAAAUGAUGACGAGAAUUCCCCAUGGAAAUUUAUUGAGAAAGCUAUAGGAAAAUUUAAGGGAGAAUCAUCACUAGAGGAUGUAUUACGGAGCCAAAUUGAAAAGGGUGAAUAUUAUGACAGUGGUGGUGGUGGUGGAGUGAAACCACCAGGAGGCGGCAACACUGGUGGUGGUGGUGGUGGCCCUGAUGGCUCUGGUGAAUCAGAAGAAGAAAGCCUAGCUGGGAUGUGGGAAGAAAAUAUCCAAAUGAUUUUAGCCACCCUUGGCUUUAUAUUUCUGUACAUUUAUAUUCUCACCGGGGAGGAACUCACAAAGCUAGCUAGAGACUAUAUCAAGUAUCUAUUCGGCGGAAGUCAGAGUGUUCGACUGAAGAAUGCCAUGCAUCAAUGGGGACAACUCUAUGAAAGCAUGACGGCACAGCAAGAAGAGGAAGAUGAGUAUUGGUUGGAGAAGGCCAUUCUGGAUACUCCAACUUGGUGGCACGACCCUGCCGAUUACCGUGAAGCCCUUAAAAAUUACUUGCUAUCAGGUACAGAUGAGGCCAUUGCCGCUAGGAAUUACUUGGAAUUAGAUUCAGAUGCAGACGUUAGGUAUUGCUUGGAAUCAGAUGACGAAGAAGAUGAAGAAGAUGAAUAUCAAUAUAAAGAUGAUUAUGAAGAAAAGUUUGCCUAGACUACGGAGCAGCCUCUAUUGCCCUUCAUCUAUUUUCCCCUCAAGUUUGAUGAAGCUAUGUAUACGUUGUAUCUUCCUGGUUGUAGUGUAUUGCCCUUUCUUGCAUUUGUUUUUCCCCACAAUACUAAUGGUUUGAACAGCAAUUAGACUUCUAUAUGAACUGAAGUUGUUUCUCUAUAAGUAUUUGGAGUCCAUUUAUUAUCAUUCAUUGUGCUAAUUUUUUCUCAAUAGAACCAUCACUUGUUUA